GGAAGAAAACAUGACAGAAACAGAUGCCUUUCACAGAAGCGAAAUAUUUGAUCCGGCAGAAAAGUACAAAAUGGACCAUAGGAAAAGAGGAAUCGCUUUAAUCUUUAAUCAUGAGCGAUUCUUCUGGCACCUGACAUUGCCGGAGAGGCGUGGCACCAUUGCAGACAGAGACAAUCUCAAACGCAGGCUUUCAGAUCUAGGAUUUGAAGUGAAGUGCUUUAAUGAUCUUAAAGCAGAAGAAGUACUGCUCCAAAUUCAUGAUGUAUCAACCUCUAGUCAUAAAGAUGCCGACUGCUUCCUGUGUGUCUUCCUGAGUCAUGGUGAAGGAAAUCACAUUUAUGCGUACGACGCCAAAAUUGAAAUUCAGACAUUGACUGGUUUGUUCAAAGGAGACAAAUGUCAGAGCCUGGUUGGAAAACCCAAAAUAUUUAUCAUUCAGGCAUGUCGGGGAAACCAGCACGAUGAGCCGGUCAUUCCUUUGGAUACUGUGGAUCAUCAGACAGCUAAGCCAGACGCCAACGUCACAGAGGUGGACGCAGCCUCGGUGUACACGCUGCCCGCUGGGGCUGAUUUCCUCAUGUGCUACUCUGUGGCCGAAGGUUAUUAUUCUCACCGGGAAACGGUGAACGGCUCGUGGUACAUCCAGGACUUGUGUGAGAUGCUGGGAAGGUAUGGCUCCUCCUUGGAGUUCACAGAGCUGCUCACGCUGGUCAACAGGAAGGUUUCUCAGCGCCGGGUGGACUUUUGCAAAGACCCAAGAGCCAUUGGGAAGAAGCAGGUUCCCUGCUUUGCUUCAAUGCUCACAAAGAAGCUACACUUCUUUCCAAAAUCUAAAUGA
Messenger RNA from Elephantulus edwardii (Cape elephant shrew), 838 nucleotides. It is a transcript of the gene CASP6, whose product is annotated as caspase 6, apoptosis-related cysteine peptidase. Bases 11 to 838 code for a protein of 275 amino acids. The record is from RefSeq and is a predicted model, not a curated record. Gene Ontology annotation, cellular component: cytoplasm. The transcript is spliced from 6 exons. Lineage: Eukaryota; Metazoa; Chordata; Mammalia; Macroscelidea; Macroscelididae. Gene Ontology annotation, biological process: apoptotic process; proteolysis.